AUGGCUCAAAUUGCCCAUCCUAAUUUUAUCAAAGGAGUUCCAGAAGUAUCACAUCUUAUGGUACAAUCAAAAACACCACAGGAGUAUUUAGAAAAGGGACUCACACCAGAACAGACGAUUGAAUUAAUGGAUGAAGCCGGAAUUGAAAAAUUGUGUCUAAACGCCUGGUACAGACCUGGAAAAGUAAUAAUUUCCAAUGAUAUGAUCAGUGAAUGGGUACAAAAAUAUCCAGAUAGAUUCAUUGGAAUUGCAGGAGUUAAUUUAUUAGAUCCUUUUGAAGCCGUUAAAGAAUUGGAAAGAGCUGUUAAUGUAUUCGGUUUUAAAGGGCUUCGA
Racocetra persica is the source of this 333-nucleotide messenger RNA. The record is from the annotation of a GenBank genome assembly. NCBI's taxonomy places the organism in Eukaryota, Fungi, Glomeromycota, Glomeromycetes, Diversisporales, Gigasporaceae.